Striga asiatica is the source of this 483-nucleotide messenger RNA. Lineage: Eukaryota; Viridiplantae; Streptophyta; Magnoliopsida; Lamiales; Orobanchaceae. The record is from the annotation of a GenBank genome assembly.
AUGGUCGGUGGUUCCGAUGGUGGAGAAUGGCUCGGCGGUGGAACAUGGCUCGGCGGCAUUCUGUCUGUGUUGAGUCUCAUCCCCGCCACCCAAUACGACUUCAUCUUUUCUUUUACUCUCGACGUCUGCCGCGUCGUCGGCGGAAGGAAGCCCAUGCCGACCGUCGUCGACCUUCUCUUAGACUGGGAGGCCGUCGCCGCCGCCAGUCUCAAUUCGGUGGUCAAUGGCGUACGCGAGCGUCGCCGGUGGUUCCAGUUCGGAUCAACCUUUUCAUCCCCCUACACAGUCGCGAAUUGGAUUUCAAUGUCGCAGAGCCAUAUCCGUCUAGGCGGCGUUUGUCCGGUCGGCAGGGAGAAUGUUUCGGACAGUCAGGUGACUGCAUACAUAAGCAAAAUGGGCAACCACAAGUCGGUUCCUCAUUCUGAAGAUAAGAUAUACGAGGCUAACGACAAGUCGGUUGGUGCACUAAGACAUUCGUUAUAG